AUGGAAGUUGUUGUGCGUUGUUGGAUCAAGAAUCUCGAAUACUUACGCGAGGAUACGAGAAAUGUGUCGAUUGUGGGAAUUAUUGUGGGAAAAUCCGAGGCGAAGAUAUUCGAUAGCGCUGAAGGCGAGGCGAGAGGCGUUUUCACGCUGACUCUCAGGGAUUCCAUCAGGGACACGAUCAACUGUGUCUUCUGGGGCUCUAAGGACUUCAUCUUGACCACCAACAAGGCGUUCAAGUACGGUGACGUGGUGAACGUUGUGGAGGCGCGCGUGAGUUCACCGGAAAGAUCGGGUUUUCAGCCAGUGUCUUCCUCCCAAUUCCUCCUAACCGUCAAUGAGGACAAGGGGAAGAUCUACCAAUACACAGGCCCACAGGAAAACUUCAGAAAAUUCCUUAGGGUGCCACUGAAGUCCAUGGCAUUGACGCUGAGCCUGGCUGAUGUGAAUUCCCGAGGAGAGCUCACUUCUGGAGACUUUGUGGACGUUCUGGUGAUUGUGCGAGCAAUCCGACCCGCCAGAGAGGUGAAAACGCGCUUCGGAAAGAUCACGCAGUGUCGCGAAAUCAUAGUCGCGGAUAAAACCUUCCCAGGAAUGCUUCUCACCUUCUGGGGAAAGUGCUGCGAUGAGAGAAUUGACUCCUGGAAGCCGCUGAAGACUUCCCUUAUGCUCUACGAUGUGAAGAGUGAUUUUUCAUCCUUCCAUCGCGCCGUUAUUCUCAGCUUCACCUCUCGAACGCUCAUCACAGAAGAUGUUGAAGCCCCAGAAGCCGAAGAUUUGAUCGCUUAUGCAGCCAAUAUGCCUAUUAUCGAAGGAUUUUCCCUCGACACCAACGAUCUGCCUGCUCCAGAGCACAUCCGGAGCGUCAUGAGUGUGCAGCAGGUCCUGGACAGAGCCGAGGGGCAACUCAACGCGGGAAAUGACACGCAAUUCACAGCCUUGAUUUACGCCGUGAUCACCAAACUCGACUUGGACGGAUUCUCCAGGAUCGUCACGGAAAGAUGUGCUUUCUGCAAGAAGAUCAUCAACGGCGAGUGCGCCGAGGCGGAUUGCGCUCUGCUGCAGUUCAACGGCUCGCAGAUGAACAUCGUGACCUUUGAGAUCCUCGUGGAUCUGUCCGAUCACACAGGAACGCUGGCCAAUUGCCGCCUCGUGAGCGACGCCGCCGAACGUCUGCUGGGCCUGACGCCGGGGCAGUUCCUGCUGCUGUCGCCCGACCAGAGGAGCCAGCUCAAGUGGGCGACGCUGCUGGAGAGAUGCGCCGUGAAGGUGGUGGUGCGCAAGAAGUCCAUCUUCAGGCCCAGAAUGUGGAUUGGCGUCGUGGAGUGUCGCCUGGCGGAUUGCGAAGAUGUGGCGAGGAAUAUUAAGGUUUACUAA
This is a messenger RNA of Phlebotomus argentipes, 1374 nucleotides long. It is a transcript of the gene hdm, whose product is annotated as protein hold'em. Bases 1 to 1374 code for a protein of 457 amino acids. NCBI's taxonomy places the organism in Eukaryota, Metazoa, Arthropoda, Insecta, Diptera, Psychodidae. The transcript is spliced from 3 exons. Gene Ontology annotation, molecular function: single-stranded DNA 3'-5' DNA exonuclease activity; single-stranded DNA binding. Gene Ontology annotation, biological process: resolution of meiotic recombination intermediates. The record is from RefSeq and is a predicted model, not a curated record.